UUGGUUCAUCCCAAUCCAUCUGCACUGCUAUAUAAGACUUCCAGCACGCUGGAGAAAUUCAUCUCUCCUUUUACAGGCAAGGGCGUUGCAGCUGAGAACAACCAUGGGGUGGAAAAUACUUCCCGUCUGCUUGUCGCUGCUGCUUCCUGUUUUCUUGAUUCAGCAAGUUUCAUCUCAAGAUUUAUCAAGCUGUGCAGGGAGAUGUGGGGAAGGGUAUUCUAGAGAUGCCACCUGCAACUGUGAUUAUAACUGUCAACACUACAUGGAGUGCUGUCCUGAUUUCAAGAGAGUCUGCACUACAGAGCUAUCCUGCAAAGGACGCUGCUUCGAGUCCUUCGCACGAGGAAGGGAGUGUGACUGUGACUCCCAGUGUAAGCAGUUUGGCAAGUGCUGUCCAGAUUAUGCCAGCUUCUGUGAGGAAGUGCAUAAUCCCACAUCACCACCUCCAAAGACUGCACCUCCGCCUCCAGGAGCAUCUCACACCAUCAAAUCAACCACCAAACGCUCACCCAAAUCACCAAAAAGGAAGACUAAGAAAGUUGUAGAAUCUGAGGAGAUAACAGAAGUAAAAGAUAACAAGAAAAACACCCCUAAAAAGAAACCUAAUCCAGAGCCACCGGUGGUAGAUGAAGCUGGAAGCGGACUGGACAACGGGGAGCCCAGGCUCACCCCACCUCCGGACCCUCCUACUACUCCACACAUCAAAGUCACCACAGCUCCCAAGACUACAGCUGCAAAACCAGUAACUCCUAAACCCAGCAUUCCACCUAAUUCUGAGACCUCUAAAGAGGCAUCUUCAGCUUCCAAUAAAGAGACAACAGUUGAAACAAAGGAGACUACUGAAACAAAUAAACAGUCUUCCACCAGUAAAAAAGAGAAGACUACUUCAGCUAAGGAGACACGGAGUGCAGAGAAAACAUCUGCUAAAGAUGCUGAACCCACAUCUGCAACUCCCAAGAACUCAGCUCCCACUACUACCAAGAAGCCUGAACCUACCACCAAGGAGCCAGCUCCCACCACCCCCAAGGAGCCAGCUCCCACCCCCAAGGAGCCAGAAUCCACCACCCCCAAGGAGCCUGAACCCACCACUCCCAAGGAGCCAGCUCCCACCACCAAGAAACCUGAACCCACAACUCCCAAGGAGCCAGCUCCCACCACCAAGAAACCUGAAUCCACAACUCCCAAGGAGCCAGCUCCCACCACCCCCAAGGAGCCUGAACCCAUCACUCCCAAGGAGCCAGCUCCCACCACCAAGAAACCUGAACCCACAACUCCCAAGGAGCCAGCUCCCACCACCAAGAAACCUGAAUCCACAACUCCCAAGGAACCAGCUCCCACCACCCCCAAGGAGCCUGAACUCACCACCCCCAAGGAGCCUGAACCCACCCCCCCCAAGGAGCCUGAACCCACCACCCCCAAGGAGCCUGAACCCACCCCCAAGGAGCCUGAACCCACCACCCCCAAGGAGCCUGAACCCACCACCCCCAAGGAGCCUGAACCCACCACCCCCAAGGAGCCUGAACCCACUACCCCCAAGGAGCCUGAACCCACCACUCCCAAGGAACCUGAACCCACCACCCCCAAGGAGCCUGAACCCACCACUCCCAAGGAGCCUGAACCCACCCCCAAGGAGCCUGAACCCACCACCCCCAAGGAGCCUGAACCCACCCCCAAGGAACCUGAACCCACCACCCCCAAGGAGACUGAACCCACCACCCCCAAGGAGCCUGAACCCACCACCCCCAAGGAGCCUGAACCCACCACCCCCAAGGAGCCUGAACCCACCACCCCCAAGGAGCCUGAACCUACCACCCCCAAGGAACCAGCUCCCACAACCAAGGAUCCAGCUCCCACCACCCCCAAGGAACCUGAACCCACCACCCCUAAAGAGCCAGCACCUACCACCCCCAAGGAGCCGGAACCCACCCUCCCUGAGGAGCUUGAACCUACUACUCCCAAGAUCCCUGAUGAAGUAACAGCUGAGGUUGCAGAGGCACCCACACCAAAGGCUCUUGAAAAUAAUCCCAAGGAGCCCGCUGUACCACCAACUGAGACUCCUGAGGUAAACAAACCUGAAAUGACAACUGCUAAAGAGAAGACAACAGAAAAAGACACAACCCAAGCUACAACGGUCGCCCCUAAGAGGACAACAGAGACAACAAUCAUACCAGAAGAGACUACUGAAACAAAAGCAAGUACCACCACUCAAAUAACAUCUACAACUCAAGAUACCACAUCACCCAAAAUCACUACUCUGAAAGCAACAACUCUUGCACCCAAAGUAACUGCUCCAGCAGAAGAGAUUCAGAACGAACCUGAAGAAACAACUCCUGCACCUGAUUCUGAUGAUUCUAAGACAACUCUAAAGCCACGGAAACCAACCAAAGCACCCAAGCCCGCCUCUACCAAAAAGCCAACCAAAGCACCCAAGAAGGCCACCUCUACCAAAAAGCCAAAGACAACAAGAGUGAAAAAACCAAAAACUACACCAUCUCCUCCAAAGACGACCUCAACAACACCAGAACUGAAUACCACCCCUCUAGAAGUCACACUGCCAACCACCAUGGUCCCUAAACAAACUCCAAACUCUGAAACAGCUGAAGUCAAUCCCAAUCAUGAAGAUGCAGAUGGAGGUGAAGGAGAAAAGCCUCUGGUCCCCAGGCCCCCUGUGCUAUUCCCCAGGCCCCCUGUGCUAUUCCCCAGUGCUAUCCCAGGCACUGAUCGCUUGGCUGGGGCACUCAAUCAAGGCAUUCACAUCAAUCCCAUGCUUUCAGAUGAGACCAAUUUAUGCAAUGGCAAGCCAGUGGAUGGAUUGACUACUCUGCGCAAUGGGACACUAGUUGCAUUUCGAGGUCAUUAUUUCUGGAUGCUGAAUCCGUUCAGACCACCAUCUCCACCACGCAGGAUUACUGAAGUCUGGGGUAUUCCCUCUCCUAUUGACACUGUUUUUACUAGAUGCAACUGCGAAGGAAAGACUUUCUUCUUUAAGGAUUCUCAGUACUGGCGCUUCACUAACGACGUAGCAGAUGCUGGGUAUCCUAAACAGAUUGUCAAAGGCUUUGGAGGACUAACAGGGAAGGUAGUGGCUGCUCUUUCCAUAGCCAAGUACAAGGACAGGCCUGAAUCUGUGUACUUCUUCAAGAGAGGUGGCAACAUUCAGCAGUACACUUACAAACAGGAGCCCGUGAGGAAGUGCACAGGGAGGCGGCCUGCCGUCAGCUACUCAGUGUAUGGGGAGGCGGCUCAGGUGAGAAGGCGCCGCUUUGAGCGUGCUGUUGGACCUCUCCAGACACACACCUUCAGGAUCCAUUACUCGGUACCCAGAGUCUCUUAUCAAGACAAAGGUUUCCUCCACAAUGAAGUCAAAGUGAGCACCAUGUGGAGAGGGUUUCCAAAUGUUGUUACUUCAGUGAUAACACUGCCUAACAUUAGGAAACCUGACGGCUAUGACUACUACGCCUUUUCCAAAGAUCAAUACUAUAACAUUGAUGUGCCUACUAGAACAGCAAGAGCAGUUACCACUCGUUCAGGGCAGACCCUCUCCAAAAUCUGGUACAACUGUCCUUGAACUGACUGGCAAAGAAGAGUCAUCAAAAUGAAAUGAAGAAAACAGUGAUACCUUAUGACAUUGAAAUACAUUUUAUUAAUAAAGAAUGUUGAAAUGA
Apodemus sylvaticus (European woodmouse) is the source of this 3665-nucleotide messenger RNA. RefSeq names its product proteoglycan 4 (gene Prg4). Gene Ontology annotation, molecular function: polysaccharide binding; scavenger receptor activity. Gene Ontology annotation, biological process: immune response. The transcript has 12 exons. The coding region runs from base 104 to 3568 and encodes 1154 amino acids. NCBI's taxonomy places the organism in Eukaryota, Metazoa, Chordata, Mammalia, Rodentia, Muridae. The record is from RefSeq and is a predicted model, not a curated record.